CUCCCUGGAACUGGCGCUAACCAGCGAGCGAGCGGGGGGACGGUGGACGACGACAACAGGACAGCACUUUGCAUUGCAGCAGUGACACUACACUGUCCACCAGCUUCCAUUUUCGAAGAUUCGAUUUAGUGCUUGCAUCGCGGGUUGUGCUGUUUAUGUCCAGGAUUCGUCCAAUAAAUCGUUUCUCCAUGGCCGAAACGAAGCCGAAGUAUAUUUAUGACCUGCCGUACUGCGAGAGGGAGGACCUCUGUCGCAUUUUGGAUGUAAACGGAAAAGACUGGAAAACCUUAGGUGGACUAAUGAAAUUUAAAACUUUUGACAUACAAUGUAUAGAAAGUUGUGAACGUCGUGGUCAAUCACCUUCAAAUGAGCUCCUCACAAAAUGGGGUUCUCAAAACCAUACAGUUCAGGAACUGUUUGUACUUCUGUCUCGAAUGCGCCAUUUCCACGCCAUGACAAUUUUAAAGCCAUUCGUUGAUCCUAAAUUUCAUAUACUUAUGUCUGAUGGAGAGGAAAGUUUAACAAAACUGUUGAAUAAUGUGUCUCUGCUGCAGCCUGUUAAAAAUAAUGCUGGCCCUUCUGCGAGCAGCUCUAAUGCAGUUGCUAGUGCAGUUGAUGACAAAACUUUUGGUGGGCACAAUCUCAAUGUGAUGAUGCCAGACACUCAAAAGUUGAGCAAACAAGGAUUUUCAGAUUCUGUAAAAAUUCAAAAUAUUGGAAGCCCCGUUUCCAUGGAAGAGAACAGCCCUCAAUUAGAAAAGACUGGCCCAGAUUUUGGUGCGCUUGGGACACUGCCAUCCCCCCCAGUUCUAAACCAAGCUUUGGGGCAGCCUAGACUAUCCCCAGCUGGUGUUGCAGCGCUUUCUGCACCUCCUAACAUUCCUAUGGCUCAGCAGAAUAUUCCAACAUCUGCGCGCAAGCUCUCUGUUUCGUCUAUGGCCACAACAAGUGAACACAUGCUACCAAUGAAAGAUUACAAAGAAUUAGAGGCAGCAACAAACGGUUGGAAUCCUGCUAACAUUCUUGGAAAGGGAGGGUUUGGAACAGUUUAUAAAGGACUUUGGAAAAAUACUGUUGUGGCCAUUAAGAGGAUUGAGAUUCCUAAAGGAGAUUCACGAGAAAGCCAAGAAAUUCCGUACCAGCAAUCCCAACGUGAACUUCAAGUUCUUCAAAGAAUCCACCAUCAAAAUAUUCUGCAGUUGUAUAGUUUCAGCUUCAAUGGUAACCAACCUUGUUUGGUCUACCAAUUCAUGGAGAGAGGGUCCUUGGAAGAUCGUUUGCAAUGCAAGAACAGAACAAGUCCCUUGUCAUGGCAGCAGAGGUACAAUAUUGCGAAGGGUGCCGCAAGAGGACUUCAAUAUUUGCAUACUGUUGAGGAGAAACCUCUCAUUCAUGGAGAUAUCAAGAGUGCCAAUAUCUUACUUGAUGCCAACUUUGAGCCCAGAAUUGGUGAUUUUGGUUUAGCCCGAGAAGGCCCUCACAAUCACUACACACACAUGAAAGUCAGUAGAGUCCAUGGAACCAGACCAUACCUACCUAGUGAGUUUCUCAGAUCGAAAAAGUUGUCAACCAAAGUUGAUACUUACAGCUUUGGUGUGGUCUUGUUUGAGAUAGCCACCGGACUUCGAGCAUAUGAUGAUAAACGACCUCAAAAAUUUUUGAGAGAGUUGGUCAAGAAACAUACGGAUGUACAUCAGCUCAUGGAUCCAAAAAUAGAAAAAGCCCCAACAAUUUUCAAAAGCUUCAUAGAUUUGGGCAUUGUGUGUGUCAGCUAUACCCCUCAAGAGCGCCCUGAAAUGUCAGUGGUGUGCCAAACUCUGGAUCAGCACACCAUUACUUCAAAGCCUGUUACUCCCAGGGAGCUUCAAGAAUAUUAUGAUGCUCUUAGAAGCCUUCCACAGCCGGUUGUUCAGCCAACAAGUCCUAUUAUAAGGCAUCCAGGCAAUUAUUUAAUUAAUGGACAGCCAGGUUAUCCAGUGAGCAAUCCAUCUACUUCCCAUCAAAUUGGCACUCCACCCCGUGUUUCCCCUGUUGAUAAUGGUGGUUCACCAAAGGGUGCCAAUGGUGGCAUCUCACCCACACCCAGGCUUCCAAACAUGGAACAACUGCUUCCUACAGAACCUCCUAGUGUCCCCAAUGCUCCUGCUGUCUCUCCAGCCAUUUCUGUUAUGCCCCCUACUGUCUCUGAGAUAAGCGACAGUUCGUCAAGAUCGUUUGCAAGUGAUUCUUCAGUCUCAAGCCGGGAAUAUCAGUCCGAGACCUCUUUGCCACCACCAGAAGAGGAUGAAGAUGUGAACACUUGUCUGCCCUUGGUUUCUGUGUUGGGUGUUAAUAAGUGAAUGUUAUUUUUAUUCAGAAGUGAACAUUGCAAGAACAACAACAACAAAAAACACUUCUAUGACAUGACAUGACUGUUUGUCAAAAUUUUAAUCAGGGUAUGAAUUACUGUUGUUUAUUUUAUGCAAAUGCAGCUUGAAUAUAAGUUGCUGUUUUUUGCUUUGCUUUUUAUAAUACUUUUACUUAUGUACUUAUUGUGAUUUGUUUGAUCUGUCUUUUUAAAAAUCUUCUGUGAUAUAAUUUUUAUCAGAUUAGAACCCAUGAGAUUGCUGGCCUUUCGGACCAUUCAACAUUCUUUUUUGUUCAAUUUUUACUUACUGUUUUGCUUAAGCUUCAGAACAAGUGAAACAUCAUAUUCAAUUAUUGCAAGUCUAUUCUAUUGAAAUUUGUUAUGAAAUGACUGAUUUUUAUUUUGUAAGGUUGAUUUAUGUGACUGAACCAACAAAGUGAAUGAUGAAAUGUCUAUUUUAGUGCUGUGAAAGGAGCUGUACUGCUUAUUUUAUUAUUAAGUACAAAUAUAUUUCUAAUAAACAAAA
Molecule: messenger RNA, 2873 nt
Organism: Thrips palmi
Lineage: Eukaryota; Metazoa; Arthropoda; Insecta; Thysanoptera; Thripidae
Product: serine/threonine-protein kinase RIPK-like
Exons: 14
Coding region: 156-2339 (727 amino acids)
Biological process (GO): protein phosphorylation; signal transduction
Molecular function (GO): protein binding; ATP binding; protein kinase activity
Source: RefSeq, a predicted model, not a curated record